Messenger RNA from Lytechinus variegatus (green sea urchin), 961 nucleotides. RefSeq lists its product as uncharacterized. The transcript is spliced from 4 exons. NCBI's taxonomy places the organism in Eukaryota, Metazoa, Echinodermata, Echinoidea, Temnopleuroida, Toxopneustidae. The record is from RefSeq and is a predicted model, not a curated record. Bases 95 to 961 code for a protein of 288 amino acids.
AAAAUGGGAAAAAGGCGACCGGCGCCGAGUAUAUUAUAGCAAGAAAUUCGCGUUUCCUCGCUGGUUUCGUCCCUUGUUUGGCGACAUCGAGUGCAUGAUGGAAAUGAGAAUAGGAAUAUCGAAUAUGGCGGUAGAUCUUUCAGAUAGCUUUCGGGAGAAGGAAGAAAAUGAAGCCGUUUGUGACCAGGGCGUGUGGCGAAUACGAGUGAGCGAGACAACAAUCAAAGGUCUCCGAGAGAUUCGGCUCAGACUCUCAUUGAGUUCGUACGAAGAAGUAUUUUGUCUGCUUCUCGAUAGCUAUAAAGAUUCAGCAAGCUGGAGACACCAAACUGACACAGUGGGACUGAGUACAGACCAUACGAGUGAGAGUUUAACUGAGGCAGGUCAUCCAAGCACUGAAGAAUGUGAACCUGACAAUGUUGAUAUAAAAACCAUGGCAAAUGAGGUGACGUUAGACAGGGAAAUCAAAGAGGAGACAUAUGAGACAUACAGCAUUGUCAAGGAAGAAGACCUGAAGGACACUUUGACAGGACAGAACCCUUUGCAGGAAGACAAGGCAGGAGGCUGUAGGACAGAGAAUGAAACAACUCUCCAAAAGUCAGAGAAACCAAGAGGAACUCCUGAGACUUCCUUAGAGCAUAGUAAUUUUGAAGGAAGACUGACUGAAGAUGGUGGAUCGGAAGCACUAUCAACACAUGGUCAUGGUGAUUCCAUGGUUGACCGAAGGUCAGAAGAAGGCUGGACAGAAGACAAAGAUGAUGACAAGGGGAUGGAGGUUCCUCAAUCAUCAGAAAGGAUGUUGACUUGCUUUAUAAAGGAAGAACCUGAAGACAGUACUGAAGGUGAAGCUGAAGGCUCCAAUCUUUAUGACACACCAUCCUGCAGCCAACAAGGUUUGUAUUUAAUUUUUUGUGAUAUCAAACGAUUUUGUGUGUCAGUGGGAUAUCAGAGUAAACUAUAA